Messenger RNA from Mesorhabditis belari, 1395 nucleotides. The record is from the annotation of a GenBank genome assembly. NCBI's taxonomy places the organism in Eukaryota, Metazoa, Nematoda, Chromadorea, Rhabditida, Rhabditidae.
AUGGUUGUCGAAGUGAUUCAUCAAUCUUCGAGUGAAGCCUCAAUUGAAGUGAUCGGUGAAGAUGAAAUCAGGGAAAUAUCGACAACUAAAAUCGAAACAAAAAGCAAAAAGAAAUUUCAAUGGUCUCGUGGAGAGUACGCGAUUGAGGAAUAUCCAGAGAUGGGAAUGCUUUCUUCAGCUCUAUUAUAUUUCGGCUUCACGGUGAUCAUUUUCUUUUCUCGUUUGGCUGAUUUCUUGAGAAGACAUGGAGUGUUGAAAGUCGGAGGAGAAGGAGUGGCGAGAGAAAGGCCUGAACAACGGGAUUUUGUCUCUUUGGAAAACGAGUUCGAAUCGAUGUACAUCAACAAUAUCUAUCGGAUAUCGUCUGAUGUUGUCAAUAGGCCAAUUGUCGGUGUGCCAGGGGCGGUGGUUCGAUUGAAAGAGAGAAUUUCUCCCGAUUAUGGAUGGACAUAUCAAACUGGAAAAGCUAGAGAAAUGGGUGAAAGAGAGUCAAAAAGCGCGAAUGGCUCAACUGUCUACAAAUUUUGCGUUGAUUUCCUUGCUGGCGGAGCAUCGGCGGCUCUUGCUCGAACAAUUGUCGCUCCAAUUGAUCGAGUCAAAAUUUUGUUACAGCUCCAAGACGCCCAACAAACGAUCGCCGUUGACAAGCGAUAUAAAGGAAUCGUUGAUUGUUUCACUCGAGUGUGCAAAGAGCAAGGACCGUUGACUCUUUGGAGAGGAAAUGGGAUCAAUGUCAUGAGAAUUUUUCCCCAACAGGCACUCAAUUUUGCCUUCAAGGACACAUACAAGAAAUUCUUCCUCGUUGGCGUCGACAAAGAUAAACAAUUUUGGCGUUUCUUUGCCGGAAAUCUCGCUUCUGGAGGUGCUGCCGGAGCGACGAGUCUUCUCGUCAUCUAUCCACUCGAUUUUGCUCGAACUCGACUCGCCACCGAUAUCGGCAAAAGUGCGAUCGAUCGUGAGUUCACGGGUUUCUUCGAUUGCACGCGAAAGAUCGUCAAAUCGGACGGAAUCAUCGGAUUGUACCGGGGAUUCAGCUCAUCCAUUCAAGGAAUCAUCAUUUAUCGUGCCAGCUACUUUGGUCUUUUCGACACGAUUACUCAAACGGUGGUCGAGGAUCGAAAACAAUUGAAUUUCUUCUACGCGUGGAUCAUUGGACAGUUCACCGUGGUCACUUCUGGACUAAUUUGCUAUCCAUGGGACACAGUGCGUCGUCGAAUGAUGAUGAACAGUGGACGAGAAGCGGCGAUUUACAAGACCACUCUUGAAUGUUGGAAGACAAUUUAUCUAAAGGAGGGCGGUUUGAAAGCUUUCUACAAGGGUGCUCUUUCAAAUGUUUUCCGUGGAAUGGGCUCAGCUCUUGUUUUGGCUUUCUAUUCAGAAAUCACCAAAUACGUU